AGCGCGGCCGCGGAAGGGGGAUAGCGACUGGGCCCUGGAGGCAGGCAAGCUCGGGGAAGCUGGAAGCACGCGGCUGUGCAGGCAGCACUGCAGUGUCACCUCUGCCCAGAAAGCCACCCGCCCGCGCGCGCUCCGAGGCACGUGCACACUGUGGGCAGGGAGAACGCAGGAGAGAGCCUUGGAUUGCUGGACGCAGGGAGAGAUGGCAUCUGCCCUCAACAGAAAAAUGCACCCGAACGCGACCUGCCCGAGCUCCCAAGCCGAUGCCCGCAGCGGCGCGGGCUGCAGAACGGACUGUGAUCCUGAGAUGCACGUGAAAAUGUGCAAGAAAAUCGCGCAGCUCACCAAGGUGAUCUAUGCCCUGAACACCCGCCAAGAUGAGGCGGAGGCCAGCCUGGAGGCCUUGCGGGAAGCCCACCAGGAGGAGCUCCAGGGCGCAGUGGCGGAGACCCGGGCCAGGCUCCUGCAGGAACAGGGCCACGCCAGCGAAGACGCAGAGGCCCUUUUACAGCGCAUCCAAACCCUGGAGAGCGCCCUGGAGCUGCAGAAGAGGCUGACCCAGGAGGCUCUGGCCGAGUCCGCCUCCUGCAGGCUGGAGACCAAAGAGAGGGAGCUGAGGGUGGAGGCGGAGCACGCCGAGCGAGUCCUGACACUGUCCAAGGAGAUGCUGGAGCUCAAGGCUGACUAUGAGAAGAGGCUCCGGCAGCUGAUGAGCCACGAGGGCCCCCCAUGGGGCCGGCUGUCCCAGGAGAGCCUGGACCCCACAGCAGUGCCUGGCCAAGGCUCCGAGAUGCAGCAGGUCCUGCAGGAGGUGGAGCGGCUGCGGGCCGAGAACAGGCAGCUGAGCCAGGACUACGCCGUCAAGGCUGAGGAGCUGCAAGCCACCUACGAGCGUGAGAAUGAGGCUAUCCGGCAGGCCAUGCAGCAGUCGGUGAGUGAGGCCCUGUGGCAGUGGCAGGAGAAGGAGACUGACCUCCGCAAGAACUUUCAGGUCCAGGAGUCGGCCCUGCAGGCCCAGGUCAGGAAGCUGGAAGGGGACCUGGAACACAGGGGACGGAAGAUAAGCGACCUGAAGAAGUAUGCCCAGAGGCUGAAAGAACGGAUUCAGGACUUGGAUGUGCAACUGAGGGAGGCUCGGCAGGAAAAUUCAGAUUUGAAGAGUACUGCAAGAAAACUUGGCGAGAAGCUGGCCAUUGCCAAAGACAGACUGAUGCUGCAGGAAUAUCACAUGACUCCAGAAACUGAUGACACAAAGACUGAGAAUGAAGUCCCAAGGGAAGCAAAUGACCUGGAAGCACAUAGUUCUCAUCCUCAGCAGGAGCAAGGCAUUCCUAAGGAGUGUCCCUACUCUAAACAAGGCUCAGAAAUACAGACCAAGAAAGAGGAAGGUGUAGAGACAGAAUAUAUGAAGCAACACUAUGAAGAAGGCCUCCUUAAAGCCAGACAUCAGAUGGAAGAGGAGAAGCAUCUCAAGGACCAGCUGGUGAGGCGCCUGGAGGGCUUGGUCAGAAAGCGCACUGUGGAGAUGAAGUCGGUGCACUCGUCUGUAGAGGCAGAGAGGAAGAAACUGCAGAAGGAAGUAGAAGCACAGUUGGAGGAAGCAAGGAUGAAAUCAGACAAGGAAAUUAGGCAGCUGGAAGAGGAGAAAGCAGCCCUCAAUGUGAAACUUCAGAAUUCUCUGCUUGAGGUUUUAAAGUUGGAGGAGUUUAUCCAACAACAUAAGGCAGCUCCACUUGGAGCCAAGGAAGGGUCCCAGGAAUUAGACUGCCAGCCCGGCACCACUGUGGAGAGCCAGGAUCUGUGCUUGAAGCUGGAGGAACCUUCUCAGACACUGCCCAGAGAAGAGUGUCAAGAUAAGCUAGCAGCUGAUGAAGGUACCAGCAGCCAUGAACAAAGGAUUGAAGAACCCAAGAAAAAAAGUGACCUGCAGUAUCCCCUGGGCUCUGUGCUGAAGCAGAAAGCACCAGAGAUCCAACAGCUACAGGAGGACUGGCAAAGCCAGAAGACCAGGCUGCAAAACCAGGUCUCCCAGCUGCAGCAGGCUCUGGAGCAGUGUGCCCAUGACUACAGGGAAGACAUGCAGGCACUGAAACAGCUGUCAGAACAUGAGAGGGAGAAGCUACAGCAUGAGCUCCAUGAGAGCCUGCAGCAGAGCCAGGCUACCAAGGCCCACCUUGAAGCUGUCCACCAGCGAGCCCUGCACAUGCUUGAAAAGGCCAAAGCCCAGGAGCUCAAGGCCAUGGAAGAGCGCUUAAAGAAAGAAUCCAGCCACAGCCUCCAGAUCCAACAGCAGGCACACCGGCUGGAACUCCAAGCCUUGGAGGAGAAAGCCAGGCAAGAGCUUCACGAAGAGCGUGAGAGGACUCAGGCCCAGCAGGCUCUGCUGCUCGAGACCCUCAGGAAGGAGCUGACAGAGCAGCGAGCUGCCUGCUCUGAGCACCAAAAGGCCCUGGAGGCACUGCAGGCUGAGCUGAGCGCUCUGGACAGUGUGGACAGAUGGCAGCCCAUCAGCCCAAAGGACAGAGAAGAUCACACAAUCAGCAUGGAGGACGCCCCGGCGGGCGCCAGGCCCGAGGCCGAGCGGGGACUGGACGCGGUGCGCGGCCUGCGCGCGGAGAACGCGCAGCUCCAGGACGCCGUGCUGCGGCUGCGCGCGGAGGUGGAGCUGCACCAGCAGGAGGCGCUGCAGCUGCGCGACCAGCGCAAGAUGCUGGAAGAAGACCAGCAAGCCCAGAGGGCCAGGGAGGUGGAGGCACUUCGCCAGGAGCACCGGAAGGAGAUGCAGGCCAUGGUGGCUGAUUUCAGUGGUGCCCAGGCCCGACUCCAGGCACGGCUGGCUGCCCUGGAAACUGAACUGAAAGGUUCCGGAGAGAAGCCUGGGAAGGGAACCUCCCGCCCUGAGGACCUGAAGCUCAUAGGCCGCCUACAGACACGCUUGAAGGAGAGAGAGGACAUCAUCAAGCAGCUCACGGAAGAGAGAAGAUUUCACUAUGCAGCGUUCCCCAGUGCAGUGUCCCAUCGGAACCGGUCCUUUUCUUUCAAUCCUCACCCAGGAUAUUUAACCCCUUCCAUGAAGAAAAAGAAGAUGGAGGAAGUGCCAAGCCGAGUGGUCAGUGUACCCAACCUUGCCUCCUAUGCAAAGAACUUCCUGAGUGGAGAUCUGAGCUCCAGGAUCAAUGCUCCUCCCAUAACUAAGUCACCCAGCCUGGACCCAAGCCCCAGCUGUGGCCGGCCAUACAAACCCACUGAGGUUCAAGAUGUGAAAGCUUCCACAAGGGCACAAGAUGGGGAAACAGCUCAACCCAAAGAAGCCCCUCAGAAGCAAGGCUCUCCACACCAGGAAUGGUUCACCAAGUACUUUUCAUUCUAAAAUGGUUUUGGGAGUCCAACCCAAAGAGGAUCUUAGGAAAACAUCUAACCUAAGUGAAGAAAUAAACCAAAACCACCCAACCAAACCACUUUCUGGAAAUGAUUUACAUAUGACAGCUAAAACCAAUUUUGACAUUGACAAUUUGAAGUUUUACUGUGACACCUAUUCAUCUGAAAAAUUCUUCAUAUUGAAAAUACAGCAAGCCAGUGUUAGAAAAAGUAUCCAUAGGAAAAUGUUAUUGAUGGUCUUAAUGGCCGAUCUACCCAUUGUAUUUCCAGUGUCUGUAACAUUGUACUCCAUUUGGUGGGAUAUCAGACUUGUGACUUCCAUGGUCUGCUUUAAAAGUGGUUUCAUUUAUCCUUUUCUCAUUCUCACUUGAGUUACUGUAUGUAAAAUGGUGUAAUUCCAAAAUGUAUAUCUAACCUCAAUAGGAAGAGGAAUGAAAUAGUUUGAUAUAAACAGAAAAGCCAACUCGGGCCAAAACCAAAACAAACCACAUUGACCCAAUAAGGAAAAGACUAUAGUGUGGUUACAUUGCAUGUUUUGACAGGCCACAGAUUAUAGAAGGGACACCACCUACCUCAAAUGGGGCUUUGCAAGAAUGAAGCAACAUAUAAUAUGGGUAAAGCUAUAGAUCCCCAAUCAGACUUCUCAGUGAACAUCUGUGCCUCACCACACACUUCAGCUUCAGUGACUGCUGCAUCAACGUAGUCUUCUGUGAAGUCUUCUAGAAGUUCUGGUUUCAGAGAUCAAAGGCUUUUUGGGAUUGGGCCACCUGCCUCCAGUGUUGCUGCCCCACUUCAUGGACCAGAAGAUUAAUGGAGCUGCCCACGGUGCUGAAUUUGCUCUCCAUACACACCAACUCGUCCUACUCUCUGGUAGAGCAGCACAAUUUGACGAGACCUGAUACUUCUGGUGGGCAGAGUACUUUCUUCUUCUCUGGUGCUGGCCCACCAAGUGGCUUAAAAACUGAUGUUAAGUCUAUGCUCUUUGAAUAAAACUUUAAACAACUGGAAAAUUAAAA
Molecule: messenger RNA, 4394 nt
Organism: Jaculus jaculus (lesser Egyptian jerboa)
Lineage: Eukaryota; Metazoa; Chordata; Mammalia; Rodentia; Dipodidae
Gene: Fam184b
Product: family with sequence similarity 184 member B
Exons: 18
Coding region: 203-3370 (1055 amino acids)
Source: RefSeq, a predicted model, not a curated record